CCAAUCAGGUGUUUAAGCACUAUAAAAAGGCAACAGGCAAGUUCACCUGUCUUCAACAAAAAUGGACAGUGUCGGAAGAAGAGGAAGAGUACGGAUGAGAGGGGGAAUCCGGAGAGAACAAGGUGGAGGAAGAGGGAGAGGAAGACCUAGAGGAGGGGUAGGACAUGCACAAAGAAGAAGACAACCAAAUCUGUGUAACGAAAUUCAUGCUACAAUUGUGGACCAUGUAAUAAACCACAGACUAACACUGAGGGAGGCUGGACUGAGAGUACAGCCUAACCUAAGCAGGAACACAGUGGCAUCAAUAGUUGGGACAUUUCGUCAAGAGCACAGGAUUGAACGUCGAGAACACCAAGGAGGGAGGCGCCGUAUAUUCACACAGGAGCAAGAAAGAGAGAUCAUAAACCUCGUUUUGGCCAAUAAUGCAAUCAGACUUCGAGAAAUUCAAGCCCAUAUUGUCAAUGAUCACCAAAUUUUCAGUAAUGUCCUACAGGUCUCUCUGUCACCAACAGGCCGUAUCCUUAAAAAACAUCAAGUUGUGAUGAAACAAUUGUAUAAAGUGCCAUCUGAAAGAAAUUCAGACAGGGUGAAAGUCCUGCGGCGUGACUAUGUGGCGAGAGUUUUGCGAAUGGAUGCGGAAGAAGUCCCGCAUGAGUUUAUAUACGUUGAUGAAGCUGAAUUUACAGUAACCUGACAACAAUGAGAAGAAGGGGAAGAAACAUCCUUGGCCACAGGGCUAUUGUCAAUGUACCAGGGCAACGUGGGGGUAACAUUACCCUUUGUGCUGCCAUUACACAGAAUGGGGUCCUCCACCGCCAUGCCAACUUGGGUCCUUACAACACUGACCUCAGUCUUACAUUUUUAGACCGAUUACACAAUAUUAUCGCAGCAGCAAACCAAAGGGACCUGAUGCAAUACAUUGCCAUCUCGGACAAUGUGGCUUUCCAUCGUUCCGCCCAGGUCCAAAACUGGUUUCAUCAACACCCACAAUUUACAGUUCACUACCUUCCACCAUACUCGCCCUUCCUAAACCCCAUCGAAGAGUUCUUUUCAGCAUGGCGGUGGAAGCUUUAU
Polypterus senegalus (gray bichir) is the source of this 1074-nucleotide messenger RNA. RefSeq lists its product as uncharacterized. Bases 62 to 694 code for a protein of 210 amino acids. Lineage: Eukaryota; Metazoa; Chordata; Cladistia; Polypteriformes; Polypteridae. The transcript is spliced from 3 exons. The record is from RefSeq and is a predicted model, not a curated record.